AUGGCGGGUUUCCUAUGCUCGUUAUCGCAGCGAUUCGGCGUAAACAUCCUGGUGUAUGAUUACUCAGGUUACGGGGCAAGCACAGGCCAAACCCUGGAGGCUAAUCUAUACGCAGACGCAGAGGCUGCCCUGGCCGAACUCAGAGAGCGAUAUUUUUGCCCAUUAAAUCGCAUUGUUCUUUAUGGCCAGAGCAUUGGCACCGCACCUACAGUCGAACUGGCAACUCAUUACGCAGUUGCUGGCGUGAUCUUGCAUUCAGCCCUAAUGUCCGGUCUUCGGGUAGUAUGCCCCGGAACAACCCGUCGGUUCUGCUUUGACCCAUUCAACAGGUACGGGCAGAACAUGAGGCGUCUUUUGCCGAAAUGA
Molecule: messenger RNA, 366 nt
Organism: Mesocestoides corti
Lineage: Eukaryota; Metazoa; Platyhelminthes; Cestoda; Cyclophyllidea; Mesocestoididae
Source: the annotation of a GenBank genome assembly